Spirometra erinaceieuropaei is the source of this 11160-nucleotide messenger RNA. Lineage: Eukaryota; Metazoa; Platyhelminthes; Cestoda; Diphyllobothriidea; Diphyllobothriidae. The record is from the annotation of a GenBank genome assembly.
AUGGUCGAUAGUGGUGUCCCCCAGGGUUCAGUACUGGGACCCACUUUGUUCCUUAUCUACGUGGACGAUGCCGCAAGAGAUUUAGACUGUGAAGUAGCAAUGUUUGCGGAUGACAUGAAGAUAUGGAGUGUAAUUCGGGGUCCUGCCGAUGAAGACAGACUGCAGAUGAACCUGAAUCGGUUGGAGGAGUGGUCAAACCGUUGGCUCCUGCGGUUCAACGUUGCCAAAUGUAGCAUACUUCGCCUAGGCAACACAGCCAGAUCCGCCAGCACAAGAGGCUACUUUCUGGGCGGUGCAGCCCUACAAGAGGUCGAAGCCCAAAAGGACCUCGGUGUGCUGACGACGAGUUCCCUAAAACCAUCCGCCCACUGUUCGAGGGUGGCAAAAAGCGCAAUGUCCGUACUGUACGCCAUCAAGCGUGCGUUUAUGGACUUUGACGAAGAAGCUUUCUCUAAGACAUUCGGAACAUUCGUCCGGCCGCAUUUAGAGUACGGCAUACAAGCUUGGAGGCCGUGGGCUGUUGUGGAUCAAAACUGCCUCGAAAGAGUCCAGAGGAGAGCCACGAAGAUGGUAAGGGGUCAAAGCUCCUUUCCUUAUGCGACCCGCCUAGUAAAUCUGAACCUCUUUCCUUUGAGUUACAGGCAAGUUCGCGGAGAUCUCUUGCAAGCCUUCCGCAUUGUAAAGGGGUUGGAUUGCAGUCUGGCCUUCGAGGAAUUUUUUGAAUUUGCAACCAGGACCAAGCUCCGAGGUCACCCGUUAAAACUGCGCACUCAGCAGGCACGGCUGGAUGUGCGGAAGUUCUCCUUCUUGGUUCGGGUAGUCAAACCAUGGAAUGAGCUUCCCGCAGAUGUUGUGAUGUCACCAUCUAUACAAAGUUUUAAGAAGAAUCUGGCCAUAUUUAUGUUCCGAAAUGACCAAGAGCGAUGAGAAGUCGAGCUCACCCCCUGUAACUCCUUCUCAUUUUGUCCCACCAUUAUGGGCGUGUUCGAACUUUUUCAGCCCAGAACAUCUAUCUGUACACCACACAUUUUUUACGUUGCAAAUAGGGUACUCAAAGGCUUACGCCUAUUUCCCUCAAUAAACUGAACUGAACUGAACUGGAUCUAAGUCAGAAGGCCUAGCUAAUUUCUAUUCAGACGGCUUACCUAAAUCUAAGUUAUAAGGUAUUACUAUUCAGUGAUCACCCGUUGUAACCGAUAGGUAGUUUAAUCUGUCUGUACUUUACAAGUGCAAUCAUUUUAUACUAAGGUUUGCUACUCUGCUCUCAAUUCUUGGAAAAUUAUUCGACGAAAAAAUUUCCGAUAUUCCUUCUCAAGUAUGUAGGCGUCUUAACUCACUUAUUCACCUGAUCGCCAGUGAAUUUAGUGAAAGACAAAAGCGUGCUUACAAAUUCUAGUUGAAAAAUGUUCCUCGAUCUGCUCGGCCAAUUGAUGUUGCGAUAAAUUUCCUUUAUUUAUGAAGAUGUAACUGCAAACUAGUCGAUGGAAAGAGCUUAUCCUUCCGUAGCAAAUAUCCGCCCGUCUUAGUUAAAUAAUUUUCAAAAAUCGACAUCAACACGAUGUUUGCCCUUCGGGGUCGUUUCUCUGCGUACCUCAAAAUUGCGAAAAUGUCACGACCAUACCCCCAUUUUGUGGGUUAGAAGACUCGAAGCUGGCCUUUGCAUAAUUUUUCGAAUCAACUCUAGAUCCAGUUUUCCGCUCAUUGACAAUAUCACUCCGAGAGAUCGGUUUUAUGCCACGCGCAACUCCUCCAUGCUGAUUACGCCGCCGACUCUUUGCACUGCAUCUAAGCGCUACCUCUUCUUUGCUUCCAAAUAUGCCUUCCUGUGGGAUAAUCUUUCGCCAGAAAUUAAGUCAUCGCCUAUGUUACUGGUAUUCAAAUCGAAAUUACGCAAACCCCUUACUCCGAAAUGUAUAAAGGUACUUUUGACGGUGUCAUUCGCGAACAGUCAGAUUCUUGAAUUUGAAAAGGGUCCUCCUGGGAUUUAAUGGUAGAUCAAGUAGAAACUCUCAUUUAUAUCUUUAAAACCCCUUGCUUUGAAUUGGUUACUGAAGUCCACUACUAUCACUCCUACCCCAUGGGGACGAUUUUUGCGGUUUGUGAUAUCAUCUCCCUCAUUUCGACCUCAUGUGGUCCUUCGACGCUCACGGUGGAACCCUCAGUAUUUGCCAUCUACUAGUAGUUUGGUCGUACCUCCCUUGCCCCUUUCUCGACUGGACUCGAAACGUAUUGUUUCCGAUCGCGUCUGUGUUACUCUCGUCUGGCCACCUUGACGCGAAUGGUCUCAUCCGGUGUAUGAAUUCUGCCCUGAUGAUGUCUGUUUUAUAGCCCUUAUGCAAUAAUACAUGCAGGCCAGUCCUGUCUGACCCGCAUAUGUACUCCUCAAGUCUGACAAUUAUUUCUGCCCUGACGAUGUCCGAUUAUAAUCUGUUAUACACAGCUACAUGCAGGUCAGUCCAGCCCGCGCUUUUGUCUUAUUAUGAGCGACAGUUCUUUUCUCCUGUAUGGCUAGUUGAGUCAUUUUUAAAUUCGUAAGUACAGUUUUUUCAAUACUCGCUCAUUACUUCAGAGGAGUCCGUUGGCGAAGGUAUAACAAAUCUCAGAGAAGGCAGUAAACCGCAAAAUAGAAUAAAGUUACCCAUCUUUUGGGUCCGAGUUGUAUUCAUCUUUUGAAUGGCGUCGUUCUGACGGCUUUCAUCAGUCUUGACGCCAGGUCUUUUGAGAUAUGUUUCGGUUAUAUAUAUAAGGUCAAGGCGUGCAGCUCCAUUUCAAAGAUAAGUGAAGCUUUGCAUUUACUUGGAUAUUCUUAAACAACUAAUGCCUGUUUUUUACUUGAGUCACUUUAAAAAGUCGCCUUUCAAUAUAAGGUAUAAUUUUUUCCAGUUUUGCUUGACAGUCUGGCAAAAUAGUCGUAUUUUGUAAAAAAAAACCUUUGUAGUGACUCGAUUAUUCCUAAUUUUCAUAGAAAAAUAACAGCAGUACUUGCUAUUCAGUGCGUUUUUCUGUACGUUAGUAACGUUUCGCUCCUUUUACUGUAACGAAAAACAUAUCUCGUCUGUAAUGCCCCACAGAGCACGUGCUAAAGGACGAAAGCUUGCUGACUUCCCACUGUCUCCGGGUGCUAGAAUCGCCACCGAAGACAUAGCAGUUGCCAGACUAUGUUCUUCGCCUUCUGCAGAUAAGGUUAACUCACAAAUAACUUUAGUACAUGUAGAACAUCUUCACCCUUCAAUCGUCCAGACAUACGCCUCCGCUAGUCGUAGCAGGCCAUCAGCCGACGAAAUACUUGAUCAGUUGAUAUAUGGCGACAUAAGUAUUACUUCUGAAAAAGUAAUUGAUCAAGCUCUUAAACUUAUUGAGGUAAUAAGUUCUGAACCUGAGGAGAGAAUUAAACGCCAGCAUAAUUUUGUACUGCGAAACAUUCCGAGCCACUAAUCUGGUAUGGAGGGAGCGCAUUAGUUCCUACAAAGUUGUGGCUUGAGUUUCAGUGUCGCACAAGCUAAACGACUGCACUCGCUUAACCGUAAUGCGCCUAUACUAGUUACCCUUUUCUCCAUGAUAGAAGUCAAUUUUAUCUUGUCAAGGAGAGACAUAACUAGAGAAUUCUGCCGUAAAUGGUGCUGUUCCGUUUCGCCAGACCUCACACCGCCGCAGCGAAGACUGAAUAAAUUGAAAUCAAAAAAAAAAACCAAAAGCAGGAAAAUGACACCUACUGUCAGUUCUAAUAAGUCCUUUACAACACUAUCUGCGGCCUCUGUAUGUCACGAUAUAGACAAUACCGUAGGGAAUUCGACUACUAUUGAUGCUGAGAUCUUUAGAAGCAACAACACGCCUGGUAUACAAACGCCCCUAACGACCCGCCCAGCAACCCCUAGUAAGCUUAAGCAUGUGCCUGAGUCAAGGGCAAAUCCAAUUGCUGUCCCAGCCACUCGGACACCAGAUAAAUCCAGCACCGUUAUAAAAUCUUUUCCUCCACAAUCGGCUAACAGUGCAUCAAAUGCCACGAUUCAAACCGUAGCGUGUCCCCAAAUGCUCCCCAGCACUCAUAUCGAGGCAGUUAGACCGAAUAUGCCCAUUUGCCCGCCGUUUAAUAGAACUCUUGUUCCAAUGGAAGCAAUGCGUACCCCACCCCCUAACUUGUUUCCACCACGGCCGUUUUACCAAUGAAUUCCGCAUGCUGGUGUCCAUACUGGAUCAGUUAACUGAUCCGAUCAUCAGUUUCGUUCCGGCGGGAAUGCGUUGCAGUAUCUGGCCCACUGAUUUCCAGCUGAAAAUGAGUUAACUAUUAAUGGUUACCAGUCUACCUGCCCGUCAUUCCCUCCCCCAAAUCCUACCCCCUUUUUAUCCACGUCAGAAUUUGUUGAUGCCACAAAUUUUUUUGAAGAACCGGAUGAUUACAUCCGGACCGUUUGCUCUUUGGGCAUACCAGCACUGGACGAUGUAGCCCAACUCCCUGAGAAAAGAAACAGCCUUUCACUUCAAUCUUUUUGUUUUAAAUGCCAGAUCAUUGCUUAAUAAGAUGCCUUUGGUUCAGAUUUUGGUGUUCGUCCAUUGUCCGGAUAUUGUCUUUGUAACUGAGGCAUGGGCAUCAGCCUCCGUAGCUGACUCCGAACUCUCUCUUCUAGGCUAUAAUUGCAUUCCAAAUUAUCGCCAAGAUAGCCGUGGUGGGGGCAGUUGCGUCUACGUUAAGCAAAUGCUUACAUUUUUGCCGCUUGACCUCCCGCACUUUCCGCUGUAGAAGGCCGCAGCUGGCUCCAGGUUACUUUAAAAAAAUAAGUUCUCCUUACUCUUUGGUUGCGUCUAUCGCCCUCACAACGCCAACGACAAUUGUGAUCGUUUACUCUCACAGGCAUUUCAUGCUGCGGCCGACUCAAGCUUUAAAUAUCAAUUGGUUGCGGGUGACUUUAAUCUCCCUGAAGUCCGCCGGUCUCCGCCUUCAGGCCCCAGGAGGUUCGAUGACUUUCUUGAGGCUGUGGAUGUUGGAAUGUGGACUCAGGUUGUCGAUUUUCCCACCCCAGGAUCAAGCAUACUUGACCAUAUUUUCUGUAGAGGCUGCAUGCCAUCGCCAGUGCCAUCUCUUGGCCCACUCGGGGGCUCAGACCAUGACAUAGUUGUUUCAACGUUGGAAUUCGAGGCUGACAAAACGUUGUCCCCAAAGUAUAACUUUUUCCACGAUUUCCGAUCAACUCGCUCAACCGAAUUAUUAGCACACAUUAAUUCGUACCACUGGAAUGAUUUCUUUCUUAGUUCGGAUGUAAAUGUUUGCACCGCAAAUUUUGACGAAAUUUUGAAUCCGCCUAAUUCUCGACUUGUCCCCUGUAAGAAAAUUAUUAAUGCUGGGAAUGAGGUUUUCCUACCCUUACCCUUUCAUCGCAGAUUUCGCAGACUUUAUCGUCGAUUCCAUCCUUAGAACGACGUUUUGUCCUGCCCUGGAUUUGUGAUAUUUUUGAUCGAGCUACGAGAUUAUCUGAAAAAAACAGCUAGCCGAAGAGGUCCAGUUUACCGAAAACCAUUCGUUAAAUGUCUCGAAACUUUUCUCUAGAAAAAUACGAACUCAUCGAAAGACGCAACAUCCCAUCCCCCGAGACGCUCUCGGAAGUCCCAUGGUUGAUGCCCAGUUAACCGCUGAUAGCUUCAAUGAUUUCCUUUCCAAAACGUCCAUUGAAGACUCGACCACUCCGCUUCCGAUCAUCCAGGCACUGACUGGGGCAGUCCUAGUAACUAUAACUUUCACACUUUGGGAUGUGAAUGUUGCGAUUCGGCGUUUUCGUCAAUCUUCUAGUCCAGGCCCUGAUGGUGUCCCAGUAAGCAUUUUAAAAGCCGAUGCAAACACGAUCUUCCCAUCCCUCUUAUGCAAGAUAUUUAAUCUUGCUCUUGAAACUGAAACUUAUCCUACAUUGUGGAAGGAAUCACACAUUUUGACCAUUCCUACGCACGGCAAAUCCACGUCAUUUGAUGACUUUCGGCCAAUAAACACACUCCCCGCAGUUUCGAAGAUCUUAGAGACAUUGAACAAGGAUAAGAUGAUGCGUCACUUAACAGUGAAUAACCUACUGAGUGCUGCUUAGCAUGGAUUCCUCAAAGCUCGAUCUUGUUAAACCUGUCAACUCUCUUUCUUUGACUAUGUUCUCCAAUCUAGGGACAAUGGUUUUGCACUUUACACUGUAUAUUUCGAUUUCACUAAGGUCUUUGAUCGUGUUGACCAUGCUCUUCCUCUCUUGAAACUGUCCUCUUUCGAAAUAGGUGGCAAACUUUUGAAUUUUAUAUCCUCUUAUUUGGGCACUCGCACACAACGAGUUAAGAUCUCCAAUACCAUCUCCAACCCCACACGUGUGAGGAGUGGAGUCAUUCAGGGUAGUGUACUCGGCCCACUUUUAUUUUGCCUUUUCGUUAGUGAUGUACCCGAUUCAUUCCAGAAGGGUAAGCCUUUCAUGUAUGCCGAUGAUCCUAAAGUUGCAUAUCGAUAUAAGCCGGCAGAUCAUGACAUCGUGCUUGAGCUCCUAAAGAGCGAUCUACAGGCUUUCGCCCAGUGGUGCCGCACAUGGCGCCUUUCACUUUCCUGGCAUAGUGCUCAGUCAUGGUGGUUGGCAACGACCGCCAACCUCAAAUAAAUAUUGAAGGUCACGCCAUAAAUGUGCCAGGGGUUAUAAAGGAUUUGGGCGCAUCAUACUCCAAGAGUCUCAAUCUCUCGGAGCACUGUGCCUUGAUGGUCUCCAAAGCACGUAGAACGACGGGGUUUAUCCUCCGAAAUUUUAAAAAUAGGGUCUUUAGAAUGCGCCAUUUCAACAAUUACGUUAGACCUGGUCUGGAAUACGGUUAGUUUUUACUUAGCCUCAUGCGUGCUACUGAGCGGAAGAAAAUAGAAUCCGUUCAACACUUUUUUACCAAGAGAAUUUUAACCCCGGAACACCGACAUUUGUCUUACCAAGAAACUUUAUGUUUUCGUAGAUUACAAAGGGACUAUUUUGCUAUUUAAACUCUUAUAUAAUCACACAUUUAACCCACUCACCUCUUUAAGACACCAUGUUCACCCACGACGUAACAAUCUUCGUGAAGUCUUUUUGUUUCUUCCUCUGACACGUACUGUUAAAUAUCGUCAGUUCUUUUUUGUAAAUGCUAUUGGUAUUUGAAAUAAACUACCCAUGAAUGUAAAAAAUCUGCAUAUAUAUCCUUUUCGUUAAGAGAAUUAUUACUGGACUUUUGCAUUCUGAAAUGCUCCCACAAAUUUUGGAUGCUGAAUUCGCUGAUCGACUGUACCGUAGCGAUGGCGUUUUUGGUCUCUGAACACUAUGGCCUGUCUCGCCAUGGACAAUUUUGUUGGCCAACAACGAGAGCUGUUCCUCAACGCCUCUACUUUGAUUAUCCGAAACUUCUUGAAAGGAAUUGACGUCCGAUAAUCUCCGAUACCGUGCCACCCCCUCCUCACUUUUCCUGACGGUUGAGUGUAUACCACCAGCAGUUCGUUCUCCUGAACCCUCCAAACCAUAAAAACCACCAUCAUCUAUAUUUCUAUUUCUUUACCCCAGGAGUUUUUUCACUGCUGGUCGGAUUUGUGUUUAACUCUUCCCUUGACAAUGCCUGUGAACUGGCAUUAAAUAAAAUUAUCAUUACAAAAUCGACGAUCUGAACUGUCUGCGCCUUCUGAUAAUUCCAAGGGUGCAAUCGUUUCAUUUCUCGGCAUCCGUAUGGGACUGUUUUAGAUGUAUUUUAAUGUAAAAGUGUGUGUAGAGUCCUGAAUAACUGUUCAUAUUUCUUUAUAAUUUUCAGCAAAUGCAAGAUACCUGAGGGAUAUAGUUUAUCAAAAAUAGUUUGACGGCAUUCUGCUAUAGGAAUAUAUUUGGCUGCAGUCGUCUUGUUACAAAGACCUAAGAGACUAUGUUAAAUAGGACAUCUGCUUUAAUAUUUGAUGAUAACUGAUGAUAUAUUUCUCAAAAUUGCCAUAUAAUAUCCUAUUUUAAUUGAUCUGGCUUCUUAAAAUUUCGGUCGAUUAUGCAUAUUCUGGUCUGUUUUUCAUCUCUCUUCAUUUUAUAAACUUUAUUUUUUCGCGCAGUCUGGAAAGUUUUUUUUAAGACCAACGGAGUUGCCUUUUGUGCAGUCUUUUAUAAAUGCUGCUGUCGUACUUUUGCAUCCAUAAACCCACAUAAAGACGAUUAACGACAACAUUCCAGGAACUUAAAAAACUAAAAACGGUUACCUCUCUAUCCUCGUAAAGAUUUACAGAUAUAUCGUCUUCCUCAGCAUUUUGUUUGGAAGAGUUUUAUCUGCGGCCAUCGUUUGGCCAUUCUUAUAAGUACGUUGAGUGUUUUAACACAUUAAAGUUUCGACCUACUGGUUAUUGCGCGUCUAUUGACUUUACAUUGAUUUCAUGUGCUGCGUCCUUUAGUGUGAGUUGAGUCGGCCGAUUGAACUAGUUUCCACUCCCUUAUGUUGAAUUUUUGUCCUUAUAGACUUUUCUUAUUUACUUCUUUCCAUACAUUUUGCUAUAUACUCGUAUCAGCGAUCCCCUAAACAGGUAUUUGUAGAUUAAUCGACAAGUAGAUAUCCUAGAUAUCUUUUUCUUCGGGUCACAAAUUAUAUUAUUUUAGCAAUAACUGGAGGCUUUUAUGACUCUACAGGCAAAAAUAAGUCAACAUUGAGUUUUUCUUGCUUCGCCGACCUCGAUCAUUUCUCCUCCAGGAGAAGGCCUCUUUUAACUGCAAUCGCUUCACUUUUUGCGACGACUUUCGACAACCAUCAGUCCGGCGGCCAGUUAUGUCUGGUUUAUGACGUUUUUUUCUAAAUUUUGACAGUGCAUCUCUACUUCGCGUCAUGACGGUACUAAGUGUAGACCCGCCAGUUUAGGUCCACGGAAUUGCCCAAGAUGCAUUGUGAAACUACACACAGUCUGCAUGUUUUUACCGUUUAACCGUUUACCGUUUUACCGUUUUUACCGUUAAAUAGUUCAGCUCACCCCAAGAAGGUCAUGUUUUCCGACGGAAGAAAAAAGAUUCUAUCAGAGUUAAUCAAAAAUAACCUCUUGGUCAAUUGGUGCAUUCGAGCAAACGUGGACUGUCGUUCUGUCCAGGUCAUAUUUUUACGGAAAGACAAGCAAACACCUUUGAACUCUCUGUUGGUUGCAACAGUCUUAAAAAGCAUCUAAAGUAUCGGUACUUGGACAUUUUGUGACCAUUAAAAAAUUAAUGAUCGUUCGCCUAUCCGGCUGUUUAUCAAAUUGAACUGAAUUGGUCGCCACUCUGGGAACAGCGCAGUAGACUUUUUAAAGCUGGAUAAGAUGUCGAACAUUUUAUAGUUUGCGAUUUUUUAACCCGUUUCCCACGCGAACUUCGGGGAAGAGUCUGUAUUAAAUAACUUGUGGCAUUGGCAUCCGUCACCUUUAAGCACUUUUUAUCUCCGCUUAUUACAGUUUAACCGCUGACUGCAGCAGUAUGUUGUUUGAAAUGAGAUUCCGAAUUUAAUAUCUUCCGCUUUGUGCGGAAAGUAGCCAAGCGUCCAUUAGGUUUUCUCCUUCUCUGUACAUUGUUAUCUAUUUACGACCUUUUAGUUCCUCUGUAGAAACGAAGAGACCACAACUUGUGACCUCCCUCAAAGGCUGCCACACGACAGCAUCCACUCGUUCGAUUUUUGCAGGGGUUUGAUCAAACUGAUAAUGCAUCUGCUAAUAGAAAAGUGGAUAUUAAGAUUACUAAUUAGGUCUUUUAUAAUUCGUUAGAAGACGUGUUUUACCACUAUGUCGUUGUCUAGUUAGUGGAUUAAGACUUCAGCGGAUUAUGAGUAAAUCUCCGAAUGGUUCAUAAAUCUCCCUAGUCCUGCCAAAGUUUGUGUUUUUAGAUCCAUGAAUUGCAAUUGGAUCUCAGUCAACAGCUGCGCAAUGAACACAUGACAUCACAAGUGUAUCGUUUUGCAAUUGCUAAUCAUCCCUUUUUGUAUCCGUACAUAAAAGCCUGUUAAAACAUAAGCACGUUUGACAUUUCCACCUAACAUAUUGAUAAAAAGUACGCCAGCCACAAAUAAAAGUACUUCAGGUAUUUACAUCUCUCUCAACACAAUAUCGUGCGGAAAGACACUAAACAAUUAUGUUUUUAGUGAAACUGAACGACGUAUAUAGUGCCUUAUUCUAAAAUAAACAGAUAGAAUCUAAAGGAAGUAUACGGUGACUUGAGAGAACCAAGUAGUCAGACUAAUAUUUGUAUGAUCGUUUUGCUAAAUGUUUUUACUGGCAAUAUAUUUUGAUUUUUCUCAAAUUAAAGGUGUUACAUCCAAAAUGGGAGAAGAAUCGUAAAUUCUACUGGUUAAAUCGAUUUUCUUCAGCAUCAAAGUUGCCGUUCGUGUAAGACCAUUCAAUCAGAGGGAGACUGAUCGAAAAGCAGAGCUUGUGAUUUCUAUGAACAAAAACGUUACGGAGAUAGUCAAUCCCGAAAGUAAGUAGUCCUUUGCUGUUAUGGUUGCAUCUUAAUUUUUGAUGGAUUAACACAUUACCUUCGAACCUACACAGAAUGGGCGUAAUGAGGAGGUUAUGUAGAAGGCUUUAGUGUAGCUGACCUAAAUAACUUCUCGGCCAAUUGGUUGGAAUUUUAUUUAUCAGUAAUGAAUAGGAAACGGGGUCAGUGAUAAUAGUUCUAAAUUUUGGAAUAAACAUUUUAGUACCCGAAGCCCCAGUUUUAGUCAGCUCCUCAAAAUACCGUUGUGCAUUGUACAGAAAUUAAAAAUUUUCCCAUUAUGUUAUUUUUUCUCCAUCCUUAUUUUAGGACACAAUGAUGUGAAGCGCUUCACUUUUGACUACUCAUAUUGGUAGGAACUACGUUUCGAAGUGGAAUAUGACUUUCUCUCAGGUCACAUGACGGAUUCGCUGUCACUGACAACGGCACCUUUGUGCCUUCCGGUCCUGACUCACGCUAUGCCAGCCAGCAAACAGUCUUUAAUGAUCUUGGCACAGGCAUCCUUCAGAAUGCUUUUGACGGCUACAACUGUUCCCUUUUUGCCUACGGUCAAACGGGCUCUGGCAAAUCGUACUCGGUUGUGGGUUACGGCGUGAAUAGGUAAUUUUCGACACACACAGCCUGCAAUAUUUCACUCAGAGGUAUCAUCCCCAUUGCCUGUGCACAGCUCUUUCAAAGAAUAGACGAAAAUAAGGAUCCCUCAAAGGCAAGUCUCCUUGAUUGA